Molecule: messenger RNA, 2706 nt
Organism: Micropterus dolomieu (smallmouth bass)
Lineage: Eukaryota; Metazoa; Chordata; Actinopteri; Centrarchiformes; Centrarchidae
Exons: 19
Source: RefSeq, a predicted model, not a curated record
AGGACAGCAGAAUAGAUCACAUUAGCUGGUGUCCUUCCAAGAUUCAACUGCUUCAAUUUGUUUCAAAACCACCUCAUUGGAUACAGAACAAGACUGUGUUUUGAUAAAAGAUCUAGGGACUGCAGACAGAGUGGAACAAACACAAACAACCAAUGAAGUACUUGGAAGCGAUCUGAAACUUGAUGGGAACACCAUUAGUUCCACUUCAAAGUGCCAAGUUAAACUUGAAGUAAAGGAUGGCUCAGGCAUCUCAUAUAUCUUUGCUACUUUCCUCAACUUUGGUGGACAAGCAGCUCUGGGUAUUACAGUCAGUUCUGCAUUUGCUGCAGACACAAUUAGCUUGUCUGCAAAGGUUGGAACCACAACAAUGUCUUCAAUAUCAUUUUCUAAAAAUGUAGAUCCCAUUGACAUGUUCGUGGACCUGAGCGGAUGCAGACUCUCAAAUGCCCCUUUUGUACUUCGUACAGCCUUUGAGAUUCCCAACUCAGACACCUGCUCCACCACCAUCUGUAAUGAGAAAGCAGUUCUGUCUUUUGUCAGUUCAUGUGGAGCCCGGGAGGUUUGCCUGGGCAGCAACAAAUGCGCUCUGCCCACUCUCGUGUGCACUGUGACCGGCCACACUGUCGUAGAUUUCUUUGACAGAGACCACUCUGUCCCUGAUCGGUGUGUAUACGGUCUGAUGAAGUCUACAGAAACCCCUGCUUUUGAGCUGUUUGCGGGUUUCCGGGAGAGACGCCGUGAAGAUGUGGCGCUUUUGGACUACUUGAUCCUAUCACUGACAGAGCCAAGUGCAAAGAUCUAUCUGGAACAAGGUGGAAGAGUUCGGGUUAAUGACCAAGUACUAACGCUCAAUGCCACGGCUCAGACGGUUCACGGUGUGCAGCUCUCAAAGGACCAGACUGGAGUUACUGCCUAUUUAACUUCCGCCAAGGCCACAAUCAUUUUUGAUGGCGACUCUGCAUAUGUGACAGGUCGUUUUGACAAAGUAGAGGGCUUGUGUGGCAGCAGCGCCGAUUCAACCAAGACCACCACCACGAGCGCAGAGAAGUCCACUUCUCACAGUGCAGCCAAAUGUGACAGUACGUACAGCGGUCCAUCUGACCCUACGAUCAACUGCAGCGCCUCGACCAAAUUCUGUAAUCUCCUGAGCCAGGCACCCUUCACUGCUUGCCACAGCCACAUUGCCCCGGGGCCCUUCAUUAAAGCCUGCACAGAAACUUUGUGCAAAUACCCAUCGGUGGACGGCAUCAACUGCCAGUUUUUGGAGGCGUACGCCACGUCCUGCAAGCUGGAAAGCAACGUCGUGCUCGGGGACUGGUGGUCAAAGGCCAGCUGCUCUGCACCUUCUAACCCCUGUCUGGACCUGUACUGCAGUACUAAUGAGUUCUGCGGUGAGACGUUCGGUGACACCAGCUGCGUCUGUCGGGCCACUUUUGCCUCCAAGUACAAAGCAACAAACAGUUUGGGUGAUCCGACUGUCUGCACUCAGGACUCUGCCGCUCUCACUCUGGCUGGGUGUCUGCUGCAGGAAAAAGGCAUCGACUACAAUGCCUUGCACCUCAAUGACCCAACCUGCACAGGUCACAUGGACAGCAAGACCCACAUGGUGACUUUCAGCUUCGACAGCACCGACGCGUGCGGGGUUAAGGUUACGACGAACGGCAGCCAAGUCAUCUACAAGAACACCAUCACGACGAGAAAAACCUCCGUGGACACCGUCAUCACACGCGGCAACCAGGUGGAGAUCGACUUCUCCUGCUUCUACACCCAGCCAGAUCUGAAGAAUGUGGCCUUCUUGAUCAAGGACGGCUCGGUGGUGCAGCAGAUUGUAUCUGGAGCUUGGAAUUACACUCUGAUGAUGAACACCUACACCGACGCCGGCCUCACACAGCUUGUCGGGCCGACCACUAAGAUCGGGCUGAACCAGAAGAUCUGGGUGGCGCUGAAGACAGAGGGGCUGGACGACAACAUGGUCGCAGUGGUGACCGACUCCUGCUGGGCGACCAGCGAGUCAUCCCCUGAAAGUUUGCCAAGAUACGAGCUCAUCACUAAGGGAUGCAAAAACUCUGCUGACAAGACCGUGAACAUAAACGGAAACGGGGUGGGAACGUCCAACGCCUUCUCUUUCAACAUGUUCGAGUUCGCCGGGAAAAGUAGUGAAAUCUACCUGCACUGCAAACUGCAGCUGUGCGGGGAGAGUGAUCCGACUGUCUGCACUCAGGACUCUGCCGCUCUCACUCUGGCUGGGUGUCUGCUGCAGGAAAAAGGCAUCGACUACACCACCUUGCACCUCAAUGACCCAACCUGCACAGGUCACAUGGACAGCAAGACCCACAUGGUGACUUUCAGCUUCGACGACACCGACCCGUGCGGGGUUAAGGUUACGGACUCUGCCGCUCUCACUCUGGCUGGGUGUCUGCUGCAGGAAAAAGGCAUCGACUACACCACCUUGCACCUCAAUGACCCAACCUGCACAGGUCACAUGGACAGCAAGACCCACAUGGUGACUUUCAGCUUCGACGACACCGACCCGUGCGGGGUUAAGGUUACGACGAACGGCAGCCAAGUCAUCUACAAGAACACCAUCACGACGAGAAACACCUCCGUGGACACCGUCAUCACACGCGGCAACCAAGUGGAGAUCGACUUCUCCUGCUUCUACACCCAGCCAGAUCUGAAGAAUGUGGCCUUCUUAAUCAAGGACGG